CAAUGUUUACAUUCUAUAGCUUUAUAAAACAGAGGCACGAACAGCUCCAAUCUACACAUAGCAGACAUAAAACCAGAAAUCAAGCCUGAAUUCUGUGAUAGACGUAUCUACGUAGCCAUGGAGGUUUUGGGGUUGAUUGAUAUACCGACCUGGCUGCAAUGGAUCAUAUUGUUAAUCGGCCUACUCGUUACAUACACUGUAUACAUGUCUUGGGACCAUAACACCUUUAAGAAAAUGGGAAUUCAAGGUCCUAAACCAGAACCAAUAUUUGGAAACAUGAGGAUGUUCAUGAAAGAUGGACUUGUGAAGGCUGAGCAAGAUAUGUAUCGGAAGUAUGGUAAAGUCUUUGGGAUGUAUGAAACGUACAUCCCGGUCCUGUAUAUAGCUGAUCCCGUUCUCCUGAAGGAUAUUCUGGUGAAGGAUUUCAAAAACUUCGUCAAUAGAAGGAACACCUUUGCCAAGUUCACCUCUCCGGCAUUAAGGAAAAUGCUUACACAGAUUGAAGAUGAUCACUGGCGAUUUGUUCGUAAUAUAAUCACCCCAACGUUUAGUGGAAAGAAGUUGAGACUGAUGACACCAUUAAUCAACAGAGCUGCAGAUACAUUCAUGGAGAACAUAGAAAAAAAGAUAAAAGAAGAUGAGGACAUCGACAUGAAAAAAUUCAUAGGAGGAUUUACAAUGGAUGUGAUCGCUACAACAGCGUUCGGUCUUGAUGUUGAUAGCCAAAAUAAUCCGAAUGAUCCUUUCACAGAGAAUGCACAGGCCUACAGUGAUCCGAAAAGCUUGGCCUUUAUAGUGAUCAUCGUGUUCUUCUUGCCAUUUCUUGGUUGGGUUUUGAAACUGUCUCAUUUUCUUGGAAUAAAACUCACAAAAGCAGCAGGUGCAUCUGCAUUCUUCAAACGUGUUACAGAAAAGGCGAUGAAGGAAAGACGGAAAUCCCCAGGGGAAUAUCACGAUUUCCUUGGAAUAAUGGUCAAUGCUGAAGCUGGGAAUGAGAAAUCUGAACAGGAAGAAACAGUUACUGCACCUGAAGGAGACAGUGUAAAUCAAUCAGCUUUGACAAGCAACACAUUGACUGAGGACCACGUAACCGCUCAGGCCAUUUUGUUUUUCCUUGCGGGAUAUGACACUACUGCUAACACCCUUAGCUUUCUCAUAUACCAUUUAGCCAUUUACCCAGAAGUAUGUGACCGUCUACUGCUGGAAAUCGACGAGACACUACAAGGAGAAAGCCCAAACUAUGAUAACGUCGCCAAUUUAUCCUAUAUGGAAAUGUGUAUCCAUGAGACGAUGAGGCUAUUUCCUGUUGCUGCGAGGAUUGAUCGCAUGGCAAGCAAUGAUGUUACCAUUGGUAAUAUCAAAAUCCCUAAAGGAAUGAUUAUAAACAUACCGGUAGGUGCCAUACAGAGGGAUCCCGAGUAUUGGCCAGAUCCAGAGAAAUUUGACCCGGAAAGGUUCACGCCGGAGGCAAAGGCAGGUAGAGACCCAUACGUAUUCUUACCGUUUGGCACUGGACCCCGUAACUGUGUUGGGAUGAGACUUGCUAUUCUUGAAAUGAAGAUUGCUGUCAUUAGAAUUCUGCAGAAAUACCGCCCUGUGAAAUGCACCAAGACAGAGGUUCCUAUACAGGUAUCAAACUUGGGGAAUGUUCCAAAGGGUUUAUUUCUGAAAUUUGAGAGGAGGUGAAAUCAGUUUUAAACCUAUACAAGUUUUUUUAAUGUAAAUCAUCCACAAGCAAAUAGCUAUAUAGUUACUAAUUACCAAGGGUUUAGGUUUCAGUUUAAAUAAUUAUAAUUGAUUUCACAUAGGCUAUUUUAAAUAAAGAUUUUUCCUUUUAGAUAUAAUAUAAAGUAAAUUAUGCGGUAUAUUUAGUACAUUUUUAAAACUUUCUAACGAAAGAACAAUGCCAUGUGCUUAAUCCUAUAUUGUAUAUUUUGUUUGUUUACGAGCAUUCUAGGUUGUUUGUACUUGUAUUUGUGAUUUGUUAUUUCGGGUCACGAUCAGCUCUCCUUCAAUGGUAUUUUAUUCGUGUUAUUGAUAUACAUAUCAUCUAUGACGUCACGAAUAAGGGGACAAUACACAUGACGUCAUAGAUUCUUUGCAUACUUACAUUACACUGAGGAACAGCUUAACUGUGAAAACGUUAUGCAAAAUGUUAACUUAACUUUUUCUUGUGUGUUUUUUUUAAACAAUUUUCUUUAUAUUAUCACUUGCGUUUCGUCAUUAACUAUAUUAUAUGAGUGAUUUAGUUAUAUGAUCUAAAACCUGAUAUGAUUAACACUUCGACUGUCUGUGAAUCCCUGUUUGAGUUUGUUAUACUAAAUCGUCUGAAGACAUCUACUGAAAACGAUGUUCGAUUUUACAAGGAAAACAACCCAAAUUAAAUAAUAAAGUUUUUCAUUUAGUCAUAAAUUGUUUCCAUUUAAAUAGGACCCACAUAAAUUGCAUUUAUGCCAUUACACUGUACAAUUUAAAUACUCAUUCAA
Messenger RNA from Ylistrum balloti, 2486 nucleotides. RefSeq names its product cytochrome P450 3A24-like. The transcript has 15 exons. Bases 118 to 1686 code for a protein of 522 amino acids. The record is from RefSeq and is a predicted model, not a curated record. NCBI's taxonomy places the organism in Eukaryota, Metazoa, Mollusca, Bivalvia, Pectinida, Pectinidae. Gene Ontology annotation, molecular function: oxidoreductase activity, acting on paired donors, with incorporation or reduction of molecular oxygen; heme binding; iron ion binding.